ACUAAUGCCUAGCAAAGCAGAAUGACUCACGCUGGGUCCCAGAGCUGGCCAGUGGAAGCACUGGGACCUCCACAUACAGAAGGCAUGGACUAUUGACCACUGUUGGUAUUGGUCUCAUCAUGGACUAUCAUUAAGUGUUGGCUGUUUGCAUGCCUCCUGCCCAGCAGCAGGUUCAAAGAAGCCUGUGGGGAGCGUGCUUCUUUCCUUCCCAGGGCCUGCAGUUGGGCUGGAAGACAGAGCAACAAAAAUCACCCAUGUAGCUGACAAGAACAUUCAUGUGUGCUGAAUGGCAGGUGAAGGUGCCACAGAGAGCAGGUGCCAGUGGCACUUGGCCUGUUUGGGUGGGUGGCAUUCAGAGAGAUAGAAGGUCAGAUGCAGGGUUCACACUUGUCAUCUCAGCACUUUGGAAGGCCAAGGAACCCAGGAUCUUCACCUGGUUAGUGUGAGUGCUCCAGGAGGUGGGCACCCUCCCUCAGCCCUCAAGCAAAAAUGAGUUUUAAGGAGAAGCAGCAGCAGCAACAGCAGCCACAGAGCUUAUGACAGCUACAGCCUAAGGGCAACAGGCAAGGGAGACCAAGGACCAGAAAGAGCAGAGGCUUUUUCAAAGAAAGAGACCCCACUCCUAGCACCCAGUGAUGGUGGCGAGCCCCACCCACAGUGCCUGCUAAGAACAAGUCCCACGUGAGGACAACACGGUCCCCUGAGAUGCCCACAGGGACCCCGAGAUGCCUGCAGUGCUUGGCUCUCCCGCUGGCUGGCUGCCCACCUGGCUCAGGCCCAGUACGCACCCUGGUCACACCUGGGAGAGCAGGAGAGGACAGCAUAGCACUUGCAGCAAGAUGGAUGUGGGCAGCAAAGAGGUCCUGAUGGAAAGCCCGCCGGACUACUCCGCAGCUCCCCGGGGUCGAUUUGGCAUCCCCUGCUGCCCGGUGCACCUGAAACGCCUUCUCAUCGUGGUGGUGGUGGUGGUCCUUGUCGUUGUGGUGAUUGUGGGAGCCCUGCUCAUGGGUCUCCACAUGAGCCAGAAACACACGGAGAUGGUUCUGGAGAUGAGCAUCGGGGCUCCGGAAGCCCAGCAACACCUGGCCCUGAGUGGGCACCUGGGUACCACUGCCACCUUCUCCAUCGGCUCCACUGGCCUCGUGGUGUAUGACUACCAGCGGCUCCUGAUCGCCUACAAGCCAGCCCCUGGCACCUGCUGCUACAUCAUGAAGACAGCUCCGGAGAGCAUCCCUGGUCUUGAGGCUCUCACUAGAAAAGUCCAGAACUUCCAGGGUCAGUGGAAGCCCCAAGGGGACAGGAAACGCCCUGAGCAAAGGGUCUUUUGCAGCUUUUGCAGACGAGCAAGAGGCUGCUUCUGCCCACAACGCAGGGACAGGCCCUGGAGAAAUGGGAGUUUGGGGAGAGGAUGGGGGCGGGCAGAGUUGGUGCCCAGGGGCCCGGGAACUCCUGCUACAACAGAAUAAAGCAGCCUGAUUGAAAAGC
Piliocolobus tephrosceles (Ugandan red Colobus) is the source of this 1485-nucleotide messenger RNA. It is a transcript of the gene SFTPC, whose product is annotated as surfactant protein C. The transcript is spliced from 8 exons. Lineage: Eukaryota; Metazoa; Chordata; Mammalia; Primates; Cercopithecidae. The coding region runs from base 726 to 1466 and encodes 246 amino acids. The record is from RefSeq and is a predicted model, not a curated record. Gene Ontology annotation, cellular component: extracellular region; alveolar lamellar body. Gene Ontology annotation, biological process: respiratory gaseous exchange by respiratory system.